This is a messenger RNA of Letharia columbiana, 429 nucleotides long. RefSeq lists its product as uncharacterized. NCBI's taxonomy places the organism in Eukaryota, Fungi, Ascomycota, Lecanoromycetes, Lecanorales, Parmeliaceae. The record is from RefSeq and is a predicted model, not a curated record. The transcript has 2 exons. Gene Ontology annotation, cellular component: nucleus; cytoplasm. Gene Ontology annotation, molecular function: diaminohydroxyphosphoribosylaminopyrimidine deaminase activity. Bases 1 to 429 code for a protein of 142 amino acids.
AUGGACUCAGAUCCUGGAUUCGUCGCUGCUGUAGAAGAAGCAAAAACAGGUUUCGGAGAAGGAGGAGUUCCUAUAGGCGCCUGUCUAGUCUCGAAAGAGGGGAAGAUUCUGGGUAGAGGACACAAUAUGCGUGUGCAGAAAGACUCAGCAACUCUACAUGCAGAGAUAUCGACGCUGGAAAACACUGGCAGGCUCCCAGCUUCAGCGUACAAAGGUGCAACGAUGUACACGUCUUUAUCCCCAUGCGAUAUGUGCACUGGCGCCUGUGUCCUGUACAAAGUGGCUCGAGUUGUGAUUGGAGAGAACAAGACCUUCGUUGGAGGUGAGGCAUAUCUCAAGCAGCGAGGAAUCGAGGUCAUCGUGCUGGAGAACAAAGAGUGCCAGGACCUGAUGAGCAAGUUUAUCGAAGAGAAGCCUGGUGUCUGGUGA